Messenger RNA from Aspergillus eucalypticola CBS 122712, 2056 nucleotides. Its product is annotated as putative 3-methylcrotonyl-CoA carboxylase, beta subunit (MccB). Gene Ontology annotation, biological process: L-leucine catabolic process. Lineage: Eukaryota; Fungi; Ascomycota; Eurotiomycetes; Eurotiales; Aspergillaceae. Gene Ontology annotation, molecular function: methylcrotonoyl-CoA carboxylase activity. The transcript is spliced from 2 exons. The record is from RefSeq and is a predicted model, not a curated record. The coding region runs from base 125 to 1858 and encodes 577 amino acids. Gene Ontology annotation, cellular component: mitochondrion; methylcrotonoyl-CoA carboxylase complex.
CUCUCGUACUUCCUUCGGCUUGCACCGGCCAUGGUGUAGGUCUGCAUAUAAGUCAUAUUCCCCAAAUACGUUCUUGUCUACACCCCCGAUUAUCCCCAGAUCAUCCAGUUCCAACAUCCCCGCAAUGCGUGCUCCGUCUCCGCUCCUGCGGAGCUUGCGAUCCAAACAACCCGCCCUUCCCUCCCGCUGUCUACCCGUGCGACAACCCUCGACGAGAACGCCGUUCCUCGCCUUCUCUAGAUCUGUUGCCAGCUAUACGCAUCCUCAUCAUGCAUCCGCCAUAUCGGCUCUUCCCACAGCGGUGGACACGUCAUCCUCGGAAUUCAAGGAGAAUGCCCAGCAAAUGCAGGAGCUCCUCGACCGGAUGGCCAGUCUCCACAGCACAAUUUCCCAAGGAGGGCCGCAGAAAGCCAAGGACAAACACAUCGCAAGAGGGAAAAUGCUCCCUCGCGACAGAGUUACCGCGCUCAUUGAUCCAGGCACCUCUUUUCUGGAGCUCUCUCCACUCGCCGGCCAUGAAGUCUACUCGGACGACGUCCCAGCAGGUGGCAUCAUAACAGGAAUUGGAACGGUCGAAGGUGUCACCUGUAUGAUUGUUGCUAAUGACAGCACGGUCAAGGGAGGCACAUAUUACCCCAUUACGGUCAAGAAGCACCUCCGCGCGCAAGCAAUUGCUCAAGAAAACAAGCUUCCCUGCCUCUACCUCGUGGACUCUGGCGGUGCAAAUCUUCCCCACCAAGCAGAUGUCUUUCCAGACAAGGAACACUUCGGCCGCAUCUUCUUCAACCAGGCCCGCAUGAGUUCCUUGGGCAUUCCACAAAUCUCCGUCGUCAUGGGCCCCUGCACAGCUGGUGGAGCCUACGUCCCGGCUAUGAGCGACGAGACCAUCAUUGUCGAGAAUCAGGGUACUAUCUUUUUGGCCGGCCCUCCUCUCGUCAAAGCUGCUACAGGCGAGGAAGUUUCCGGAGAGGACCUUGGCGGCGGUCAACUCCAUAGCACAAUCUCAGGUGUAACAGACUAUCUUGCUGUUGACGAUGCGCAUGCCAUUGUUCUCGCCCGGAGGUCUAUUUCCAACCUCAACUACCCUAAAACAACUGUUUCCCCUAAGGACAUUCCCAGUGAUGCCAUCAGAGAGCCGUUGUAUGACCCAACGGAGCUCAACGGCAUCGUGGGCACCAACCUUCGGCGUCAAAUCCCUGUCCACGAAGUCAUCGCCCGUAUCGUCGAUGGCAGUGAGUUUGCCGAAUUCAAGCGGGACUACGGUGCGACGCUUGUCACCGGAUUUGCUCGUAUCUUUGGGCAUCAAGUGGGUAUUGUCGCCAACAAUGGUAUCCUGUUCUCCGAGUCCUCCCUGAAAGGAGCACACUUCAUCGAGCUCUGCGCGCAACGCAAAAUACCUCUGGUCUUCCUACAGAAUAUUUCCGGCUUCAUGGUCGGUGCAGAUGCUGAAAAGGGCGGCAUUGCAAAGAAUGGUGCAAAGCUCGUUACGGCUGUAGCCUGCGCAGACGUCCCUAAAUUUACAGUCGUAUUUGGUUCCAGCGCUGGCGCGGGUAAUUAUGGAAUGUGUGGCCGUGCGUACUCUCCGCGUCUUCUGUUCAUGUGGCCCAAUGCCAAGAUCGGUGUCAUGGGCUCGGAGCAACUCUCUGCUGUCAUGGAAGCUGUGGGGAGGACAGCUGAUCCGGACCUCAAGGCUCGGAUUGAUCGUGAAUCAGAGGCAGUCUUCUCCUCUGCACGAUUGUGGGAUGACGGCGUCAUUCCUCCCGCACAGACGAGACGGUUCCUUGGUCUGGGGCUGGCAGCUGCCGUGGGUGGAAAGGUAGAUGAUGUGCAGACCCGUUUUGGGGUGUUCCGAAUGUGAGGUGCUUUAGUUGGAAUGAAACAGGAUCUGAUAGUGGCAUAAGCGCAUCAUAUUUCAGUAAUUUGCUUCCCGGCUCUGAAAACAACUAACUGUUCUGUUGGCCUCCGCAAUGUGGCACGUUUCUUCUAAAACAGUGGUUUGUGAUUAGCUAUGGGAUGUCAUAUUGGUUCCCGAUUACGAAUAUAUAUUCGAAAAUGA